AGCGACCGCAAAUCCAGUCUAUAACAGAAGUGCACGCAUGCGUUAUUUAGUUUGUUAGUGCGAGCCGAGAACAUUGCAGAAUGGCCGAUUUGUCAAAAGAUUACAUGUCGAACAGCGCGGAUCCUAAAAACAUCCAGGAUCUGACAACGUUUGUUCAGAAUCUCAUGCAGCAGAUGCAGGACAAAUUUCAGCAGAUGUCUGACCAGAUCAUCACAAGAAUUGAUGAUAUGGGCAACCGAAUUGAUGACCUGGAGAAGAACAUCGCUGACCUGAUGACCCAAGCAGGGGUGGACGAACACGUCUAAGUUCAGUCAUCGUAAACAAUCUACUGCUGUGUGCAUUCCAUGAGCUGGCAUCUCGUGUUUUAACACACCUACAUCUUCAUCUUCUGUCAGGACAAACUUCUUCUCCUCCUCCUCAUCAAGAACAUUGUGGUCACCCCUCAAAAUGCAAUCCGUCCAAGAGUUUUUGUUCUUGGAUUUUAUGUACAAUUGCAGGGAUAGCUCUGGGUGAGCAGAAAAUUUUGCCAACUUGUCCAUUAAACUUGAAAAAUUGUAAAAACCCUGUAAUAUUUUAACAAUAUCAAUCAUUGCUUGAAAUGUUUUCGCCAAAUUAAAAUAAAAUGUUUUUGGGGUUUUUUUUAAUUGCAAUUGGCGAGUGGCAGAGCUAUCCCAGAGUUUGUAGGCUAAUCAGUUAGUUAUUUUGUGGUUAUUAAUUUUACUUGGUCGACUUAAGUCAUCAAGUUGGUUAUUUAGAAAAAAUAUACUCCAUUAGUCUUGAGAGAUUUAACAUUUUGUGAUCAUCUUUAUUAUUAUCAAGUCAUUGUGAAAUCAAAACUUUUUUCUGUACAUCUUUGGGGGUUGAUUUUAAGAAUAUUUAAUAUUUAUUUUAAAAGAUGUUAUAAUGAAUUCACUUGAAUGUUGAGUUUGUCUAUGUAUUGGUAUAAAAACAAUCAGGCGUAAGGUUGCUCUUGCAAUGAAAUACUUUUGCAAUGAAAUUAUCUUGUUAAUUUAAAGUAAUAUAUUUCUUUCAAUGUUCUCUAAAAUAAAACUUUCAUUUCGGCAGGGAUAGGGGAUGAGUACCAUACAACCAUACAGAGAAUUCUCAUAAUAGUAAUGUAGAUUAUUUUAUUUUUAAAACAUUAAUUGUUUUUAUUAUUAUUAAAAAUAUAUUAAUUUGUUGGGGGGUUUUUUGGGGGGAGGGGGUCACUUUCAUGAACCUACAAUAUUAUGUAAAAUAAAUUAUUAUUCUUGACAGUAGAAAGAAAACAAGGUUUGUAAAAUGAAACAAUGAACUGAACAGUGUUAUUUAUUUGUAAUAUGAAAAUUGUAGAUACGAAAUGUUUACAUUAUGUAAUAAAACAUUGUACCAUC
Molecule: messenger RNA, 1373 nt
Organism: Gigantopelta aegis
Lineage: Eukaryota; Metazoa; Mollusca; Gastropoda; Neomphalida; Peltospiridae
Product: heat shock factor-binding protein 1-like
Exons: 3
Coding region: 81-305 (74 amino acids)
Biological process (GO): cellular heat acclimation
Cellular component (GO): cytosol; nucleus
Molecular function (GO): transcription corepressor activity
Source: RefSeq, a predicted model, not a curated record